CCUUAGUGCAACCCUCCGAAACGUGGGAAUCAUGUGGGGGCUCCGCCCAAAUAAAUCCACCUAAGAACGAGACAACCGGGUGGGCGAGAUCUGGCAUGCGUGCUCUUUUAGAUUUAGGGCGCCCGGGAUCGGCAGCCUGAAAGCCGCUGCUAAAUUGCGACGUGGCUGGAUCUCCUCCCCCUCUCCCUCUCCGCAGGAUUUUCUCCCGAAUCUCGUACAACCUCCCUAACCAUCCAUCCGAAAUCUCCAUUGCGAAUAAAGUUGUGGCUCAGAUUCGUGCUGGCCUACUCUUCAUGUUUGCCACCUCACUGUGGAGAGUGUUAGGGUGGAGAUGCGAGGAGAAAGGAAGAGAGAGUGAGGAGGCUUCUGGAGUUAGGCAUGCCGAAUCGACAGCUCUCUUCGCCGGACAUUACAGCCUUCAUGAAUCUGCUUGUCUAUAAACCCAUGACGGAUGGAUGGGCUAUUGUCGUCAGGAUUGCAUUGGGUAGUAAUGCCGGGCGUAAAAGAUAUAGAGAGGAGGAGAAAGAAGGGAUGAGCAGGAGGCUGCGACCGCCGGAGUUUCUUUCCGGUUCUUAGGGUUUGUUGCUGCAGAGGUCUCGGUGAAGCAUGAGAUGCCCGGCAUUUCGUUGGGAAAAUGCAGGAAGAAGUUAAACGUGGCUUACCUAUUUGACUUGGAAUUGAUUUGAAAACCGCAAGUGGUAGCCCUUGUUGAUUUAUAUUUCGGAAUCGGUGAUGGGAACGAGCCCGGUGAGGGAGCUGGCAAAGACUAGGAAACCUUACACAAUUACAAAGCAGCGAGAGAAGUGGACGGAUGAGGAACAUGACAGGUUCUUGGAAGCACUCCGGUUGUAUGGCAGGGCGUGGCAGCGUAUUCAAGAGCAUAUCGGUACAAAGACUGCUGUUCAGAUAAGAAGUCAUGCACAGAAAUUUUUUUUAAAGGUUAGCUCGACAAUUCAAGUUUUACAAACAACCUUAUACAAACGGUUGCCUUUUUUCUUUGGUAUAACUGACACAAGACAAUUGGAGAAGGGGACUGGUGGCAUGACACGUGGACAUCCUCAUGUCAUAGAAAUUCCGCCCCCACGGCCUAAAAGGAAACCAUACAGUUCAUAUCCUGAAAUGAUUGGUGCAACUUCACAAAAUCCCUCGGCGGAAGUAGAAGGGAAAAGCUUGUCAAAGGCUUUUGUAUUGAUAGGAACUGAUAAAGUGGCAAUGGAUACUAAGAGUAAGGAGCAGGCAUUCGGAGAAGGCACUUCAUCCACUUCUGUCUGUUUUCGUCGCAACGGAACUUCAGAUCCUUCAGAGCAGAUGCCAACACUGGAAGAGUUAAAAGAAACUAAGAAAAUAACGAAAUCACCGAGGAAAAACGAUGCUGAUUUACAAAACCUUGGAAUGAGUGAAUAUUUUACAGACUCUCGGUUUGGUUUCAAUACUGUAGAUAAGUGGCAACUACUAAAGCAGAUGGAGAAGCCAUUUACAUCAUCAACGGACAAUCUACAAGGUGAUCAAAACCAGGAAAGAAUUCCUGUUCAAUUGGAAGGUACAAAAUAUUCUAGUGAAGGUAUCACAAAAUCACUGUCAGCUCAACCAGAACCAAAUGCAGAUCUUAACUUAUCACUUGAUUCUACAAGAAGAGCAACACAUACGACAAAAAACUUGAUGUCUUCUGUCCCUCAAGCAGUUCCAUCAAUUUCACCUAAUAACCAGCUCAAUAUUGACGACAAUUCAUUUACCGCACUCAUAAACUUAACCAACUAUUUUCCAAGCCUCCUUGCAUCAGCCUUGUCACAGAACCCAGCAAUCCAUCAAGCAGCUAGCGUUGCAGCUGCCUCACUGCCACCCACCUUCGUGGAUUUCUCCAUUCACUCAAAUACAAAGUUAGUUAGCGAAGCUCUAGAGAAAGAAUCCAGCAUAUCCUGCAUAUCAGCUAUUGUAGCAGCCACAGUUGCUGCUGCUUCUGCUUGGUGGAGGGUUCAUGGGCUAUUGCCUUCUCAAUUUCAGCCAAACCAUGCAUUUACACAAGCAAUGGCACGAGCCAUAGAGUCCGCCCAAGUUCAUGAAGAUAACACGAACUCGAAAGAAAAUAUUGGCCAAACAAACAAGCAGAAAGCUCCACAAAUCGAUUUUCCAGAACAGAAUGAGACGAACAGAAUAACACAACCUUGUUCUGCUUUAUUAGAGCCCUCCUCAUCACCAGAUUCCUGCGAAAGCUCAAAAAUGAACCGGCCUCCAAAAUCUACCAAAUGCGCACUCUCAUCAAUUUCUGGAGUGCAUGAUGAAAAUCAUGCCCCUGGAAAGAAGAAACAUGAUCCGUCCUCUUGUGAUUCUAACACAACUCCCAGCAGCGAAGUCGAGAAAGAUGCCGGUUUGAACAAUAAAGAAGCCAAGGGAGUCAAUGAACAAGGUGAACAAGGUCCAUCCAUUGUUCAAGGGUUUAGAGAUACUCUGGGGAAUAGCAAGUCAUGUUCUGAAGGUCUCAAACAGUGUCCGCUAGCUUUUGAAGAGCUGCUUUCUCGCGGGGCACUGCCACAGAGUUUGUCGCCGCCGCCGCAUCAGGAUGUCAACUGGGCCAUAAAUUCAGAACAUGAGGAAGCUCUCGGGUUGCAGAUCGACCUCAACACGAAAGCAUCUACCGCGACUUGCAGCAUUUCCAAAGCAAGAACGCAGAGUUGCAGCAAAAUGGGAUCCGAAGCUGUAACAUUCAAGAGGCUCUUUGUAGACACCGAGGAGGAGAACAACACUGGCCAAGAGGAAGGCAGUAGAAAGAGAGCUUCUCUGUGAGGAGAAUCACUUUGUUCAACGUACAUUCUCUCUUAGCAUUUUAGCUUUGGAUUAAAUUUUAGAGCUUAAUAAAUCAUGGAGACUCGCACGUUGUUAGUCUUGAUUCCUUAAUUCUUUGCUAUUGUAGCUGCUUGCCUUCGGGGAACCUCCCCGUCGAAGGAAAUUAAUAUGGACCA
Phalaenopsis equestris is the source of this 2957-nucleotide messenger RNA. Its product is annotated as protein LHY-like. The transcript has 8 exons. The record is from RefSeq and is a predicted model, not a curated record. NCBI's taxonomy places the organism in Eukaryota, Viridiplantae, Streptophyta, Magnoliopsida, Asparagales, Orchidaceae. Gene Ontology annotation, molecular function: DNA binding. Bases 733 to 2781 code for a protein of 682 amino acids.